This is a messenger RNA of Limulus polyphemus (Atlantic horseshoe crab), 1585 nucleotides long. RefSeq names its product rhodopsin, GQ-coupled-like. The record is from RefSeq and is a predicted model, not a curated record. Gene Ontology annotation, biological process: G protein-coupled receptor signaling pathway; visual perception. Gene Ontology annotation, molecular function: G protein-coupled receptor activity. The transcript is spliced from 3 exons. Bases 168 to 1463 code for a protein of 431 amino acids. NCBI's taxonomy places the organism in Eukaryota, Metazoa, Arthropoda, Merostomata, Xiphosura, Limulidae. Gene Ontology annotation, cellular component: membrane.
UGGUCUAGUCUAGAAAAUUAUCAUGUCAGUAAUGUUAUUGUAGUUGAUGCUUUAUUCACGUGCAUUUAAAAUCUGCUCAUAAUCUAGAAUCACAACGUUGUUUAGGUAGAACAAACAUUUUUGUUGCUACUAGUUUCAAAUCAAGAAUGUUUUUUAUCUAACUAACGAUGUCAUUGUGUUUAGAUGCCGAAGACUUUAUAAGAGCUUACAUUGGAAGCUCUGAAGAGAUGAACGUGUCCCAGGAACUUCGAGACCAGUCUUCGGUCUUUUUUCAGUCACUCAAUUCCUCCUCAUCCGUCUAUCAUGGCGUGUUCGGCCACUGGUGUGGAUACUCAGCCAUCACCUCUGAGAUUCAUUUCGUAGUCGGGUCCUUCUUACUUCUUAUAGGAGUAGCAGGGAUAGCUGGAAACGGUCUGGUCAUUCUAGUUCUGACUAGGUAUCGUCGGCUACGAACGCCAGCUAAUAGAUUGCUAGGCAACCUUGCCGUUAGUGAUUUAUUGAUGUCUUGUCUUCAUCCCAUGGCGAGCUUUUCCUCAUUUCGACAUAGCUGGCAGUUUGGUAAGUUAGGUUGCGAGUUUUAUGGGAGUAUGUGUGGACUAUUCGGAUUAAUAUCCAUCACUACACUUUCUGCUAUCGCUCUGGAGCGUUGCCUGGUGAUAGCGAUAAAACCCUGGUACUCUGGCCUCCACAUUAAUAACAGUAAACUUUGUAAAAUAGUUGCGUUUAUUUGGUUGUACUCAAGUGUGUGCGUGGCACCUCCGCUUUUUGGGUGGGGAAGCUAUAUACCGGAGGGUUUUUUAACUAGCUGCUCAUUCGAUUAUUUAACACGCACCCCAGUUAAUCGAGCUUACUUCGUUUUCUUGUACAUCCUUGGAUUUUUUUUACCCCUUCUUGUAAUUCUUACAAGCUAUUUUAUUAUCUGGAAAGCCGUUUUUCAUCACGAACAAGAGAUGUCCCAGAUACAUGUUAACAGGGCAACAUCGAGAUAUAUAACAAGAAGAAGAAGCGACUGUAAGUCUGCUGAGAUGAUACUCUGCAUAAUAGGAUUAUUCUUGUUGUCAUGGACACCGUAUGCUAUUGUAGCGACGAUUGGUCAGUUUUGGGAUACUAAUGUCGUCACUCCUUGGGUCUCUGCUAUACCUUCUUUCUUUGCCAAAAUGUCUACUGUUUAUAAUCCAAUAAUUUAUGGAUUUUCUCAUCGUGAAUUCUGCGCCUGCACUCGUCAUUUAUUCACCAGAACUCAAACGCCCGCUUUGAGGGAGAAAAUUUACUCUAGAUAUUCACAGAACACACCCAGGCAUGAAAAACAAACGCGUUUGUCAAGGGCAAGUGGUGUUGAAAAACUAAAUAAUGAUGUCAAACAACAACCAGAACUCAAAAACAAAUUCAGAAAAUGUUAUAUUGUCAUGUCUUUCCUUCAAGAAGGCAGAUCCAUGAAAACAGUGUCACUGAACCAGAAGUAGUACGUUCCAAAAGAAAAAAAAAUGAAUAUACAUUGGAUUUAUCUCUCCCUAAUUAUCAUUGUGCGAAAUAAUUUGACCACGAGAAUUAAUUUUGUUGCAAUGGCCACCGUCGUUGUACAGGU